GCAGCAGUGCGCGCACUACAUUUUGCUGUCAAAUUUGUCAUUUUCAUUGUCAUUAAUGUCACUUUAUCAACUGUCAAUUAAAAAUGUCAUUUUUUGUGGAAAAAAAUCCAAAUAUUUCUAAAAUUGGAUUAUUUUUUCUAAUAUUACACAAUAACAGAGAAAUGUAAAUACAGUAGUGAACUUUUUUAAGCUUUAAAACGGUUAACGUCCCGUUGUUUUAACUUCCCUUACAAAGAAUGGAAAGUGGGGACAGGAUCUUAGUGGCUGCUGGGUUAACUGCGGCUGUUGUGGUCGGAGCCUUUGUGUUAUGGGGUCCCGGAGGAGCGCCCCGGGUGCGGAAGCGCCGGGGGCAGAUCGCGGGCUUACAGAAUUUAGGAAGAACCUGUUUUUUGAAUACAUUGCUGCAGGCCUUGGCUGCUUGUCCCACAUUCAUUGAGUGGCUCAAGAAGUAUGCUAAGGCUGACGGUCAUAAUAGUAUGAUAACUACCUUGUAUACAGUAAUAGAAGUGGUAAAUGGAACUCACGAAUCAGCACGAGGCACUCCUGUGUGCCCACUGGGAGUGCUCCAAGCGUUACGGGCAGCAGGGUGGGUGGUGCCUGCCGACCAGCAAGAUGCACAUGAGCUUCUGCAUGUGCUACUGUCUUGCAUUGAAGAAGAAACCACUGCUAUGUCUAGAAAGCCGGGUUGCCUAUCAGACGCUCUGGGUCUAGGCGGGGGCCGCGCGUGGUCGGCGCUGGCGUCCCCCGCGUCCCCCCCGGCGAUGUCCCUGUCGGCCCGCGACAACUCCCCGCCCCAGCCCGCCCGCCCCGCGCGACCCGCCUCUGCCGCGCCAGGGGACGAACCCGACCUAGUUGAACCAGAGACUCAGCCGGCGCGGCUGACUAAGGGCGUGUCUCGGUCGCUGUGCCACCUGAGCAGCAUGGGUCGGCGCUGGCUGACAGCCCCGGCCCGUCCGGCGCCGGCGCCCCCCUUCCGCGGCACGCUCGCCGAACGACUUCACUGCACCGUCUGCUCUGCUAAGAGUCCGGUGCGAUACGACAAGUUCGACAGCGUGUCGUUGUCGAUGGCUAACGCGAGCACGGGGCUCACCGGCACGUACAGCUUGUCAGGGUUAUUGCGCGCGUUUACGGCGCCGGAGAUGGUGAAGGGCGUGCGCUGCAGCAAGUGUUGCCCCGAGAGCGACGGGCCCGCGCCGCCCGCCUCCGCCUAUACCAAGCACAUACGCACCGUCAGCUUCGGGAAGUUACCGUGGUGCCUGUGCCUGCACGUGGGGCGAGUGGAGUGGGCGGGCGGCGCCCUCAGCAAGCGCGGCGAGUACGUCGCCUUCCCCGAGACCCUCUCCAUGGCGCCCUACGCGCAGCUCCCCCAGCCCAAGUUGGAUCUAGUAUCGUUGGUGGGAGAGCGUCGCUUGCGCACCGGCAUAUCGGCAAUCAACGCUGAAGCCGGCGCAGGCGCAGACAGCGGGGACCGAGCUCCGUACCGUUUAGCAGCGGUCGUAGUCCACGUGGGAGGGCCCAGGUCUGGACACUUCGCCACCUAUCGACGGGGGAACGGGUUCGAGGCCAAGAGAUGGUGGUACACUUCCGAUACUCUGGUACACGAGGUGACCUUACAGGAAGUGCUGCGGUGUUCUGCCUACAUGCUGUUCUAUGAGCGAGUCAGACCGGAGACUGUUUUGUCUACCACCAGUGCUACACAUCAUUUUUAGAAGUUCUCAAUACAUGCCUGACAUUGGUUCUUAUAUAUUUUUGGUGUGUCACCUACACUCCUAACUCGUGCAUUCAAAAUUCAGGCUAUAGGUAGUCGGGUGGAGCUGCGGAGAUGAGAACACAAAGCUUUUGCUGCACCAGCAAUUUUCGCGUCCCGACUCCACAUAAUCCUAACAUCUCGUGGGGUGGAAUAACUUGGUCAGACACUUACACAAAAAAUAAAUGUGACCAUCCACCAUUUAAAAAAAACCUUGCCUUUAUACAUUUUUAAAAGUGUGACGAAAAAGAACUACAUGCCAUCAAGGUUGUUAUUUUCUUAUCUAAAAGUUCUUUGAUGAAUUGGAGGUAUUCCUGAUAGCAUAAUACAUUUUCAGAAUAGCCCCAAAUUGAGAAUUCCCUAUUUUCAUUACCUACCUAUAUGGAGUAAUUUUUUUAGGCUAGGCUUACAUACACCAACACCUGUUUGUAAUAAAUUCUUAGUAAAACUACCUCUAUUUGUAUUAGCACAAGUUCUUAUUUAGGUUAUAGAAUGAAAAGCAUAAUACUAGCAACAGGAAUGAUCCAUAUGUAAAAUAUCACUACUAAGGUGACCCAGGAGAUGAGAUUAGGAAACCAUUAACCAUCAAACAUGCAUACUGCCCUGAUAAGUCAAAAAGCGGUAUCUCAUUCAGUAGCAGUAGUUUUGUAGCUUUACUAAAAGGCGAUUUUCUCAAACCUUAUUCUGACUGAGAUACCGCUUUUCUGCUUAUCAGGGCAGACUAUGUAUGUCAACAAAUUUCUAUUUAGUUUUAAACAAAAAUAGUUUUUUUACGGAUAAGUAAUUGUGAAAAACAUGUAUCGAACUCAAAUCAGUAGGUAUUUAUAGAAACUUGUAAAUAUUUAAUAAAUCUCCAUUGUGAUUUUAGCUAGCAUUAUUAAAAAUGAAAUUUGGAAUCCUAAAUAAGUAGCUAAAAAUUUAAUCACUAGUCCCUUUAAUUAUGUAUAACCAUUUAAAUAUUUUUUUAUUGCAUAAAUUGAUUCACAUUUCUGAAUCUAAUAAUCUCGCAAGCAUUUAUUUUGAACAAGUUUGAGCCAUUUCUUUGGGAUUGUAAUGGAGUGCCAUGUAAGCUGUGACCUGAUGUUUCUCCUUAACCAGAUUAAUGUAAAUUGGAUAUUUUAAUAUAGUAUAUAUUAUCAAGGUUUCCCUUCUAUUAUCAUAAUCAGUUAUUUAUUGUAUAUGAGGAGCUGGCGAACAAAAUGGUAUAAUAACGCAUCUGGUCAAACCACUUUUUAUUAUAGUCCGGAGCUUUCGGGCCAAAUGAAUUUGAAUCUCAAACAAAACCACCUAAAAAAUGUUAAAACUACUAAAUUUAUAAAUUAAAAACCAUGCCAAAAGCUCAGUGCAAAGGAGGUAUGUCAUACAGAUAUAUACCGUUUUGUUCGCCAGCUCCUCAUAUAAUGUUUUCUUGAUUAAGUGCUCAAUAUGGAAUGGUCAUUAAACUAUACCUACUUGUAAAAUUAUAUAGGCAAUUAAAUGUCAACAUACAUUUUAAAGAGGCAAAUUGAAUACCUCUGAUAGUGAGAGAGAGUAUCUUGAAAUUGGUAUAAAUACUCCUGGACUAUUGGCCCACAUAGCAUUUUAAGUUUUGGUCUUAAAAGUUUUGACGGUCUCUUGCUAAAAAUAUAUGUAUGUUACAUUGAGCAAAAACCUUUUAUGUGGUUUUAAAGGUGACUUUUAACCUUGUUUUUUGUGUUUUUAAGAUAAUUAUAUUAUUAUUGCUUAACUUGAUUAUAUUUUUGCUACAGACUGAUGAAGCUUAUAAAAGUAAGUGAGCAGAUAAUAAAUGUCUCUCGGAGUGUUGUUAGAAAUGAAAAUAAUGUGAGAAAUCUCGUUUUAUUUUGAUUAAUUAAUGGUUUUACAUGUUCAACAGAAUUUGAAGUUUUAAGAGCACUAAUGCUGUAAUAUUCAAAAUUAUAUGAAUUGUUUUCUAACACUUUCUUAAAAUAGAGAUCAACUACACAACAUGCAUAUUAAAGUGCUUAAUUAUAUCAAUUUGUUAUUUAGGAACAGACACAAGGCGUCUUUCCUAUUAUUAAAACUGGCAUUUAAAUCAUGUUGAUUGUUCUCAUUAUAGAUGUAUGAGAUGAGAUUGUAUUUUGCAAAUUAAGUUACUUUGUUAAAUAAUAAUUACUUUUACAUGUUAUUAUAUUUUCUACGCAAUUUAUGACUAGCCAUCUGAGGUAUGUAUGUAAUUUCAACACACAAGUCUUAUAUGCAUAGUAUCUUAAAUAAAAAUGUUGGAAAAUAUUUAAAAUUUUAGAAAAUUCUGUUCCUAUUUUGUUUGAAUGGUGUUAACUAUUGGUACUUCCAAAGAAACUUAUGUGGCAACUGUAUGUGAAGGACUUUGUCUUGUUGUGAAUGUUUAUUUAAUAAAUUGUAUUAUAAGUAACUACUCUUUUAUUAACGAUCUUCCACUAUGAAUUUGUUUAAAAAAAACCCAUGUUAUUUGACAUUUAUUUAAUAUUACUUACACAAUUAUUGUUUUAACGUUGUGCAAUUUGCUCAACACCUUCAACAAUUCAAAGUACUGUUUCAAUUAACUGUAAUACAUUAUAUCACAUAUUUAACUGUUAAAUUUAGUGCAGUCAAUGUUACGACAUACUGUCAAUUAGUGAAGCACGCAUUGUGGAUGUGAUAGCUGUUGGAUUUGCAUCAUUUAAUUUAAAUACACUUUCAAUCACCGAGAUUUCAGUUGAUGUAGUGUCCAUACCACAAAAGGCACACCAAUCGUUAACUACGAGUCCUGCAGCUAUGACUUCACUGCCUCUGUUCACUGUGCCUGCCACUAAAGGUACUUGUAGAAGGGAUGAGAGUUCAUCUUGGUCUUGGAUUGUCGUUUUGGGGUGUACAAGGCCGCCUCUGUUGCUGAGCGCUGCGUAAGUGCCGACUAGGACGUUUCCUGCUACUGUUUGUCUGAAUACUUCAACAUUUAGAGUAUCAGCAAGGAUUUCCUCAGUGUCGCGGUCCAAAUCAGGGUGUACGAGGGCAAUGUAGUCGUUGCAUGUGAUCACGUUCCCGAGGGCGCUCAGGCGUUCCUCUACACGCUGAACCUUAACGUUCUCUGGUAAACUAUUUCUAAUGUGUUGCAAUUCUGUGUCUGUGGUGGAUGAUGGCACGAGCAGGCCGUUCUUGUUAGCAACAGUCAUGCGUCCAAUGAUGCGGCAACCGGCAAUGCUCGCGUGCACUACGGGGAUUGUAUCAGCCAAUUCGGCCUCGAACACGCUGUAGAAAUUUUCGGAUCCGCCGAUAGCGACGAGACAAUAAGAAUUUGUCAACUUACUAAAUACUCCCACUUCAUUAUUGUUUUCGAACUGUACGCGGACCGCCAUAAUUGUAGUAUUUAAUUUCGCAGUAAGUCAAACUGUAAUUUCAAGGUAUUUCACAACAAAUGUAACAAAAAAUAACCAAUAUUCACGUGCGGAAACUCCAAUUUACGAGGAAACCGGAUGGUCAAUGACGUUUUACGGAGUCUUCGACAUAAUAUACCGACACUUCACUUGGCUAUUCGUAUUAGUUGUUCGUGAACUUGACAACAGGCUAUCCUUUUCAUGCUAUAAAAAACUGAAAAAGACAGACUAAUG
Messenger RNA from Chilo suppressalis (striped riceborer), 5331 nucleotides. The record is from the annotation of a GenBank genome assembly. NCBI's taxonomy places the organism in Eukaryota, Metazoa, Arthropoda, Insecta, Lepidoptera, Crambidae.